Striga asiatica is the source of this 336-nucleotide messenger RNA. The record is from the annotation of a GenBank genome assembly. Lineage: Eukaryota; Viridiplantae; Streptophyta; Magnoliopsida; Lamiales; Orobanchaceae.
AUGUCCCAUACCAUCCCAAGUCGUAAGCGACAACAUGCCCAUCAUAGCCAACUCGUUUGCUUCUACCAAGCCCACAAGCUUGAGUCUUCAACCAAGACUCGUUGUUCACUUGCCAAUUGCAUCACCAACUGGUUAAGUGCUCAGCCUGUCAAGCCUAUCUUCGUGCUGGAAUGGUUUUUUCUCCUCCCUGAGGUCGUUGCACCUGUCAACUCUGGCAUUCCCAAGGCAUCGCAUAUCCGGAAGGGAGCAAAUACGAUCAACUGUUAUGGAUUGACUUCUCCUAAAGAAGCGAAGCGUAGCGAUUCGUACUACCGGAAAAGUGUCGCUAACCGCUAG